ACAUGAGCGAAACAUGGCCGCUUCCAUCAGGACACUUAUCCUCAGAGUUCUCUGUGAUUCCACGCGUAAUAUUCAACAUGUUUCAAGGAGUCGAAUCAAACAUUCAUGCUGUAAUGCGGGAAUCACAGUAUGUCGCGGCUACAGUGAUGGCUCGGAAGGCAAAAGUACACACUUUGGUUUCGAAACAGUGCCAGAGGAGGAGAAAGCAGAGAGAGUUUAUAAGGUGUUUGAAAGUGUGGCCAAGAAGUAUGACGUGAUGAAUGAUGCCAUGAGUUUGGGAACACACCGCCUCUGGAAAGACGCGCUUCUGCACGUAAUGAAUCCUCAGCCUGGACUGCGGCUACUGGACACAGCUGGUGGCACUGGUGACAUCUCUUUCCGCUUCCUGGAGUACACACGCUCGAUGUAUGAUCGUCAGCAGCGGCAAAGAGCACGGUCCAUUCAGACACCAUCAUGGCAGGAACUUUCCAAAUAUUAUAAGACAGACGAAGAAGGGCCUCGACAGUCCCGGGCGGUUGUGUGUGACAUCAACAAAGAGAUGCUUAAAGUCGGUAAACAGAGGGCAGAAAAAGCAGGAAUCAGCACAGGUAUCUCGUGGGUCGUGGGUGAUGCAGAGGAGCUCCCAUUCGAUGACAAUCAGUUUGACAUAUACACUAUUGCAUUUGGCAUCAGAAAUGUCACUCACAUAGAGCAAGCUCUACAAGAGGCUUUCCGGUCCCUUAAACCAGGUGGAAGAUUCUUGUGUUUAGAAUUCAGCAAAGUGUCGAACCCUCUGCUUGCAAGGCUGUAUGAUACAUAUAGUUUUCAGAUGAUCCCUGUGCUUGGUGAAGUGAUAGCCGGAGACUGGAAGUCAUACCAGUAUCUGGUGGAGAGCAUACGAAAAUUCCCAGACCAGGAAACAUUCAAAGAAAUGAUUGAGGAUGCUGGCUUCUUCUGUGUCCAGUAUUUCAACCUGACUGGGGGAAUUGUUGCCAUACAUUCAGGGUUCAAGCUAUGAAUGUGCAGUCAGUACACUUGCCGACGACUCUCCCUCCAACUGAACAAUGACCAGCUCACUUUCUUUUCUACCAACAGAGGAAUUCAUCAGCACUUACCUGUUGCUUGUGAACAUCACAAUACUCGAACUCCACUUCACACGAGGACCAUGCAAUGUAUUUAUAACAUGAACAUACGCGAUGUUGUGCUUGAGAAAAUAAAAAAACACUCAAAUGUGUUUACUUUAAUAAAACCAUAUAUUUUAGGAUCUUUGUACACUGUUACAAAACUGUAGUACAUUUUUUAAAUCAGUUUUUGGUCAGAGAAUAUUUAAUUGUCUUGUGUGCAAUUACCAUGUAUUUACAAAGUCUCUUAUUAGUGAUAAAAAAAAAAAACUCAGACACUCUGAACAUAAGACAUGGCUUAAAGAUAAAUAUAUUAGUCAAUAAAUAUUCAGAGAACAUAUUUCCAUUUAUGAAAUGUGCUGCUAUACAGAUACAGAAAUAUACACAGAUCAAGCUCUAACCUUUAACAUUUGUAAAAUGAUUAUGGAGAAAAUUAUAUCUUAAAAAAUAAAAAAUAUUAAUUUGUACACAUUUUCUUUUAUACAAUCUUAAGUGCUACAAACAAUACAAAAUAUUAAAUAGUGACUCGAGUACCCCAAAAACGAUAUAUUUGCAGUACAUAUCUCUAUGCAAGGCAAGAGUAGAUUCUCAUGUUACGGCAAUGUUUUAGUCUAUGCAUAAAUAAAAAGUUACUUUAAAACAACCGCCGUGUAAGCUGUAUGGGUACAUUUCAUAGAAACAGUAUAAAAUACUCUGUAAAAACAGAAAGGCAAGAUGAUAUGAUGGUGUAUAUUUGUAAAAGCAUGAGUGCAAGUGUGUAGUAUGUCAUUAAAAAUAUGUAUGCCUCUGUGUGUAUAUAUAUAUAUAUACACACACACACAACUGCAUUCCAAUCUCUUUAAACGAUUAUACUUUGGUGUCUUUCAGACAAACUGUAUAACAAAGGAAUAGAACAACUUCCCGGGGUCAAUUACUACAAGUUCUGUACCUCUAACAAUAGAGUAGCCCGGUUCUGAUUCUACCAGUGGUGCUGGAUUUUACCCCCGGAGACAAACUAAACUUUGGUGUGAUGCACAUGCAGCUCAGUAGUCUCCACUGAUAACAUUGAUUAUUAAAAAUAAAAUACGUUUUUUUGACUUGGUCUGUUUCUGUACUAAAAAGAUAAAGGCCCUGAGAGAAUAAAAGAAAGGUGUACGUUUUCAGUGAGAAAUGACCUUAGCACCUGAUGUGCACUCCCAUGUUCUUGAAAUGUUCCAUUUUGGUUUUUAUUUCACUAAACAAUAGCAUAUAGUUGAUUGAGAUGUACGUGCAUGCCGUAUGAAUUCAUAAUUCUCGCAUGCAUGCAAUUCUGAAUUAGUGUAAAAAAAAGAAAAAAAAAAAGACCAUUCAAAUCAUAUUAAAGAGAGCAGCAUGCAAAUAAUGACACUAAGUUUGACUCACAUUUCUGACUUUGUGUAGCAUAUGGAAGCAUGUGAAAUAAAAAAAUAAAAAAAAUGAUUAGCUUUGUA
This is a messenger RNA of Myxocyprinus asiaticus (Chinese sucker), 2548 nucleotides long. RefSeq names its product 2-methoxy-6-polyprenyl-1,4-benzoquinol methylase, mitochondrial-like. Lineage: Eukaryota; Metazoa; Chordata; Actinopteri; Cypriniformes; Catostomidae. The transcript has 7 exons. The record is from RefSeq and is a predicted model, not a curated record. Bases 14 to 997 code for a protein of 327 amino acids. Gene Ontology annotation, biological process: ubiquinone biosynthetic process. Gene Ontology annotation, molecular function: methyltransferase activity.